GAAUCAUGGUCAAAGUGUUGAUAUUGGUGGCUGCUCUCAUUGCAACGGCUCAGGCCAUCGUGGUUCAUAGUUGCGGAGAUGGCUAUCCCAACCCGACGCAGGUUAUCGUCCCAGGCUGCAGCGUGAUGCCGUGUGAUGUGCCCAACCUGACGGACUUCAGUUUCUCGGUUCGGUUUGCAUCGCCCUUUCCGACCAAUACCUUAGACGUUGAUGUGACCGCUACAUUGGGAGGUUUCAACUUGCCGUAUGAGACGCCAGAGCAUCUGAGGGAUGGGUGCGCCAACAUUGACGGCAGCUGCCCGUUGGCAGCCGGUCAGGAAGUUACACUCACUGGAACGGCUCCAGUUGAGGCCCCAUUGGUUAAUGUUACCGUCCGUUUGCGGUUCGAGAUUACCGGAGAUGGCGGACAGCCGGCUGUUUGCUUUGCGGCUGACGUUAGACUUGUUUGAAAUUUUUAGGGUCUUUGAAAAUGAAAUAAAAGUCAAUAAUUUUCACAAUGUUUUUUUACCUACACAGGGCACUACUGAAUACUUUCCAAUCGUAGUAGUGAGGCUUUCGGGAAGCAAGCCUUGUGCCUAGUAGAUCAAAUGAGUUCUGCAAGAUCUGAAUCCCCAACACUAAUGUCACAGUGUAGGAUGUGUAAAAUA
Molecule: messenger RNA, 647 nt
Organism: Armigeres subalbatus
Lineage: Eukaryota; Metazoa; Arthropoda; Insecta; Diptera; Culicidae
Product: mite group 2 allergen-like Ixo r 2
Exons: 2
Coding region: 6-449 (147 amino acids)
Biological process (GO): intracellular cholesterol transport
Source: RefSeq, a predicted model, not a curated record